This is a messenger RNA of Panicum virgatum (switchgrass), 1469 nucleotides long. RefSeq names its product protein RGF1 INDUCIBLE TRANSCRIPTION FACTOR 1-like. The transcript is spliced from 4 exons. Lineage: Eukaryota; Viridiplantae; Streptophyta; Magnoliopsida; Poales; Poaceae. Bases 189 to 926 code for a protein of 245 amino acids. The record is from RefSeq and is a predicted model, not a curated record. Gene Ontology annotation, molecular function: zinc ion binding.
CUGUCACCACUCCACUUCCAGUUCCAGUUCCAGUUCUUCGAGCUACUCAGCUGCUGCUACCCGGCCGUCCACGUAGACUGCAGACACGCCCACUCACCACUCCGUGCACGCAGAGAGGGAGAGCGAGAAUUGGCCACUCCGUGCACGCAGCGAGGGGGAGGGGAAGGGAAUUGCCGGCGAGGGAGGAGAUGGGGAUGCGGCCGGGGUGGGUGGGCGGCUUGGUGGAGGAGAGCUUCUUCGUGGGGUGCGAGGCGCACGAGAACCGCAAGAAGAACGAGAAGAACAUCUUCUGCCUCGGCUGCUGCGCCAGCAUCUGCCCGCACUGCGCCCCCGCGCACCGCCACCACCCGCUCAUCCAGGUGCGGAGGUACGUGUACAACGACGUGGUGCGGCUGGACGACCUGGAGAGGCUCGUCGACUGCUCCUUCGUCCAGCCGUACACGAUCAACAGCGCCAAGGUGAUCUUCCUGAAGCCGCGGCCGCAGUCCAGGCCCUUCAAGGGCUCCGGCAACGUCUGCCUCACCUGCGACAGGAUCCUCCAGGAGCCCUUCCACUUCUGCUGCCUCUCCUGCAAGGUGGACCACGUGAUGGGGCAGGGCGGGGACCUGUCCAACAUCCUGUCCGUGCCGGGCGGGGCGCCGCCGCCGCCGGACCUGGGCUGCGGCUUCCCGCGCUUCGAGUUCGAGAACCUCCGAGUUGACGGCGACGGCGGCUGCGACGACGACCCCGGCCAGGUUACGCCCGACUCCACCCUCGACGGCCCCACGCAGCAGGCCGCCGGCUGCUACGGGGGCAGCGCCAGCGGCUCCAGCACCAGCGGCGGCGUUCCGAGGAGGAAGAAGACCGGCGGCGGGUUCUUCCCCCAGAUCGUCCUGUCGCUCGGCAACCGGCGGAAGGGCGCGCCCCACCGGGCGCCGCUCGCCUGACGGCCCGCCGGCGACGACGGCCGGCGAGCACACAUGGCCGGCACUCCAAGUCCACCCGCCGCGCACACGCACAAUUAGUGUGCUGACCACCAUGCUGUCCAUGCAUUACCGUUAGCUAAGCCUUGUUUAGUAGCCGUGCUUAAGUGUAAUCCCGUGAUUAGCCAUGUAGAGACAGAGAGUGUGUGGGUUUGGUUGGUUGGGUGCUGCGUCUGGGAGCGAUGGAUGGAUGGAUGGCCUCUUCUUGUCCUCUAGGCCGGCCCCCCAUGCAUGCACGCCGUCUCGGUGAAGUGUUUUGACGAGACCUGAGAGAUCGAGCGAGAGGAGGCAAGGCAAAAGCUCCAGCUGCUGCCCCCCGUUGCAAGCCCAGGCAGCCACAGGACGACCCCGCCGCGGGUCCCCUCGGCGGCGGCCGCCGCCGGCUGCCAAUUUUGUACUCGAUGUGCGACGGGGGGUCGCGCGGCGCGCUCGACGUACGGCGCGCGACGCCAUUGUUAAGUUUGUCCAUGACCAAUAUAUAUAAUACUAGAUAUUGUCCAUCAACCA